This is a messenger RNA of Sebastes umbrosus (honeycomb rockfish), 1165 nucleotides long. It is a transcript of the gene plekhb2, whose product is annotated as pleckstrin homology domain containing, family B (evectins) member 2. The coding region runs from base 162 to 836 and encodes 224 amino acids. Lineage: Eukaryota; Metazoa; Chordata; Actinopteri; Perciformes; Sebastidae. Gene Ontology annotation, biological process: regulation of cell differentiation. The transcript is spliced from 8 exons. The record is from RefSeq and is a predicted model, not a curated record. Gene Ontology annotation, cellular component: membrane.
AGCUCUACUCGGUGAAUCAUCGGUCACGCUUUUUUGACUCCGAGUAAGACAUCUUCAUUUUUUUUUUGUUGUUGUACAUCUCACUUCCGUGUUUGCUGUCUCAUCACGAAAUCCUUCAUAUCUUCAUAAAAACACACAAAUAAUCAAGUGUUGCCUCUAAGAUGGCUAUGGUGAAGAGUGGUUGGCUCCAUCGACAAAGUACCAUACUGCGUCGGUGGAAAAGAAACUGGUUUGACUUGUGGUCUGACGGACGACUUAUGUUCUAUAAUGAUCAACAACGGCGCGACAUGGAGGACGACAUCCACAUGAGGGUCGACUGCAUUAACAUCCGCAACUCUGCUGCAUGUCAAGAUCUGAACCCACCGGAGGGGAAGAUGCGUGAUGCGUUGCUCCAGAUAGUGUGCAGAGAUGGACGGGUUAUCAGCCUGUGUGCCGAUAGUGCAGAUGACGCUCUGGCAUGGACCAUGGCUCUUCAGGAUGCCAGAAUUAAUGCGGUGGUUGCUACACCUCAGAUCGGCUUUGCACAGGAAGUGAUGGCAUCUGCUCCUCCCCCGUACUCAGAAUAUGCUCCUCCACCUCAGCAGGGUUAUGCCCCGGGCCCGUAUGGAGACUAUGUUGGAUUUCCACCACAGGCUACACAGAUCGUAUACUCUGCUGACGGGCAGCCCUACGCUGUAGCCUAUCCUUACCAGUACCAAGGUGGGUACCCCGCUCCCGGAGUGAACCACGUUGUUAUUCAGGAACGCCAGCGUGAAGACGGAGGAGACGUGGCGUUGGGAAUGCUCGCCGGAGCAGCAACUGGUCUGGCACUCGGCUCUCUCUUCUCCGUCUUCUAGUGUCUUUAUUAAUGUCCAUCUAGUAGCAAACCGUCCCCCCCACCCCCCCGUAUUAGCAGCAUUUGGCCUCUUCUCUGUGCCAUCACAGGAGUCGGAGUAAAAUAUGUCUGUUGGGCUACUUCCAUCUAUGAAGCAUGAUUGUGAUGGGCAGUGAUUUACUCCCUAUGUGUUCUAUAUAUACAGUAUAUAUAUAUAUACACAGUAAAUACUGUUAGCACUUUCUCAUAUCGCCCUGUGUGGCAGUUUGCCACCCCCUUUGUGUUGUCUGAAUAUGAAUGUUCUUAACCAAAAAAUACAACAAUUACUCACUCACUGAGUCAAUAGAGAUG